Molecule: messenger RNA, 249 nt
Organism: Venustampulla echinocandica
Lineage: Eukaryota; Fungi; Ascomycota; Leotiomycetes; Helotiales; Pleuroascaceae
Exons: 1
Coding region: 1-249 (82 amino acids)
Source: RefSeq, a predicted model, not a curated record
AUGGCAACUCUGGACACAAGGGUAAAGAUCAAAGCAGCGGCAGUAAAGGAGAGCGAUGCCAGAACUCGAACCGCAGCGGCGGUCGCUGCUCCCAGUACGAGCCUUGCGAUUACCACUUCGACUUCGCGAACCGGUGACUUGGUAGUCCACACUGGCCACACUAUCCACUCAUUGGGGGACCCGGGGCACUGGGGAAUGGGACGAGUGCAGCGUGGCAUUGCAUUGCAUGGCCGAUGGGCGGCACAUUAG